Wyeomyia smithii (pitcher-plant mosquito) is the source of this 5024-nucleotide messenger RNA. RefSeq names its product coatomer subunit beta' (gene beta'COP). NCBI's taxonomy places the organism in Eukaryota, Metazoa, Arthropoda, Insecta, Diptera, Culicidae. The transcript has 16 exons. Gene Ontology annotation, molecular function: structural molecule activity; protein binding. Gene Ontology annotation, biological process: retrograde vesicle-mediated transport, Golgi to endoplasmic reticulum; endoplasmic reticulum to Golgi vesicle-mediated transport; intra-Golgi vesicle-mediated transport. Gene Ontology annotation, cellular component: COPI vesicle coat. The record is from RefSeq and is a predicted model, not a curated record. The coding region runs from base 1289 to 4234 and encodes 981 amino acids.
GACUGCGGAUGACUGCACAUCGGUACAUGUGUUUCUGUAUUUAUCGUUCCUCGGUGCCAAACGGAGUGUAAAUUCCCCGGCUCUCUGUUUUCUGUGAAGAGUUCUGUGCGACGGCCUUUUGGACCCAUCCGGAUUUGCCUGUUGUCAGCGUUGUUCCUCCCUGUGCCACCUGGCCGAGCCGUGGGCAAGCUAGCGAGGAAGAGACGACGGAAGGACGCAACUCCGAGAUUGUCGGUGUUGGUCGGAAGUGUCCUGCUGGCGUAGGAAAUCACGAAGCUUUCGCUCCGUGCCGUUCUGCUCCGGUGUAGGUCCGCUGAGCCAUCGUGUUGUGGUGCGUUCAUCAGAACCAACCAGGCGGCAAAAAGGCAAACACGGCAACCAGCUGGUCCGCAGUAAGUCGCAGCUUCCGAGGCGCACCGGAGAAUUGAUUAUUCAUUCAGUCAGCCAGCCAGGCAGUCAUCCAGCCAGCCAGCCAACCAGCCAGCCAGGGGUUUCCCCAGUGCAGUAGAGUAGAAAGAUUUAUUCGAUUUGCUCUCGUGGUUACUCCAGGACGUCGUCGUCGUCGUCGUCAGUGUGCCGUUGUUCCGCUACUACCGGUUUCCAAGUUCAGGGGCUUGAUUCGAUUAGUAUCAGCUCGUUGAUUAUGGUUCAAAUAAUUUAAUUUCAUCCUUCGUUUUCUUUCGGUGUGUGUCGAAACACGUUGCAGCAGAGCCGAGUUGAAAAAAAGACAGUUUCGGAGUCACGCGUACUAUCGGGUUCACAAUCAACAGUUUUCUGCUCGAUCUCUACUGCCGGAUUGAUCUUUACAAUUACGAAGAAAAAAAAUCUCGACCUCAGCAAGGUACAUACUCGUGACUCAGUAAGUGCAUUUAUUCCGAGUGAUUUGAUAAUCAGUGACCCCGAAAAUUUGAACUCGGUUAGCAAACUUUGCGGUGUCAAGUGACGGAUUGUGAAAAAAUAUCGCAACGGACAGAACAAAAAAAAUUGGGUGCUGAAGAAAUCAGUCAAAGUCAUCGUCAUCUUUGCGCGCCCCCGAGCUCAACAUCAACAGGCCGGUGACUGCUUCGAAGACGAAUUUAACUCGAUAUAUCGCCAGGAAGUAAAUCGAAUGGUUACCACAAACGGACAGUAGAAAGGCGCACCGAGCUGUAUCCGUGCCGGAAUCACCGGGAAAAAGUAGUUAAGGAAAUAGUAAGUGAAAGCAGUGCGCGGAGGAUAUAACUAUAAUCCAAAAAAGAAAGAAAACAAAAUAACCGACCGUCUCCAAGCCGGCUAACCGGACCGGAACAUGGGACACUUGAAGAACAAACAGCGCCGGCACCAGCAAAAGGAAGCAGCCCUUCGACGGGAAGAACGAUUGCGGAAGCUCGAUGAGGUGGACAUCAUGAAUUUGCCACUGCGAUUAGACAUCAAGAGGCGGCUGACGUCGCGCUCGGAUCGAGUCAAAUCGGUGGAUCUACAUCCCACCGAACCGUGGAUGUUGUGCGCUCUGUACAAUGGGCAUGUGCACGUGAUGAAUUAUGAAAAUCAGCAGCUGGUCAAGGACUUUGAAGUGUGCGAUAUUCCGGUGCGCUGCGCCCGUUUCGUGGCCCGUAAGAACUGGAUACUAACCGGAUCGGACGACAUGCAGGUGCGUGUCUUCAACUAUAACACGCUGGAAAAAGUUCAUUCGUUCGAGGCACACACGGACUACGUCCGAAGUAUCGCAGUUCAUCCCACACAGCCACUGAUCCUGACUUGCAGUGACGACAUGUUGAUUAAGCUGUGGAACUGGGAAAAGAUGUGGUCUAUGCAGCGAGUCUUCGAGGGUCACACACAUUACGUGAUGCAGAUCGUGUUUAACCCGAAGGAUAACAACACAUUCGCCAGUGCUUCAUUGGACAGAACGGUGAAGGUGUGGCAGCUGGGCUCAAAUAUACCCAACUUCACUCUUGACGGGCACGAGAAGGGCGUCAACUGUGUGGAUUACUAUCACGGUGGCGACAAGCCGUAUCUCAUUUCCGGCGCCGACGAUCGAUUAGUGAAAAUCUGGGACUAUCAGAACAAAACCUGCGUGCAGACGCUCGAGGGGCAUGCCCAAAAUGUGUCGGCGGUAUCGUUUCACCCGGAGCUGCCAAUUGUGCUGACUGGUUCGGAAGACGGCACCAUUCGAAUUUGGCACUCGGGCACGUAUCGGUUGGAAACGUCGCUCAAUUAUGGCUUCGAACGGGUGUGGACUAUCGCCUGCAUGAGGGGCACCAAUAAUGUGGCACUUGGCUACGAUGAGGGCUCCAUCAUCAUUAAGGUGGGCCGCGAGGAGCCGGCCAUGUCAAUGGACGUCAACGGAGGCAAAAUUGUAUGGGCCCGGCAUUCGGAAAUGCAGCAGGUUAACCUGAAAGCCCUACCGGAGGGCACAGAAAUCAAAGAUGGAGAGCGUCUACCGGUCGCUGUCAAAGAUAUGGGAGCAUGCGAAAUCUACCCACAAACCAUUGCACACAACCCGAACGGACGAUUCGUGGUCGUUUGCGGCGAUGGUGAAUACAUUAUCUACACCUCGAUGGCACUGCGUAACAAGGCAUUUGGCUCGGCCCAGGAGUUCGUAUGGGCAUCGGAAAACAGCGAGUACGCUGUGCGGGAAUCGAGCGGUGCCGUAAAGCUGUUCCGUAACUUUAAGGAACGGAAAAGUUUCACGCCCGAUUAUGGCGCAGAAGGAAUUUUUGGUGGACAACUGCUCGGUGUCAAAACCUCCUCCGGUUUGUCGUUUUAUGAUUGGGAAAAUUUGGAACUGAUCAGAAGGAUUGAAGUUCAACCAAGACACGUUUUCUGGAACGAAGCCGGCACCCUGGUCUGCUUGGCAACUGAGGAUUCGUAUUUCAUCCUACAGGUGGACACGACCAUGAUUCAGAAUGCACUAGCUACUAAACAGCAGCUCAGUGAGGAUGGCAUUGAGGAGGCGUUUGAGGUUCUUGGUGAAGUAAGCGAAGCUGUUCGCACAGGCCUAUGGGUUGGUGAUUGCUUCAUCUACACGAAUUCAGUGAACCGAAUUAAUUAUUAUGUGGGUGGUGAGAUAGUCACCAUUUCCCACCUGGACCGAACGAUGUAUCUGCUCGGUUACGUACCGAAGGAUAACAGGUUGUAUCUCGGAGACAAAGAGCUUAACGUGACCAGCUUCGCGCUGCUACUGUCCGUACUGGAAUACCAAACAGCCGUGAUGCGGCGGGACUUUGUAACGGCUGACCGGGUGCUGCCGACGAUUCCCAAGGAGCACCGAACCCGGGUAGCACACUUCCUCGAAAAGCAAGGCUUCAAGCAGCAAGCGCUGCAAGUGUCUACCGAUCCUGAGCAUAGGUUUGAUUUGGCACUGCAGAUCGGGGAUCUCGAUACGGCUCUGGUAUUGGCACGGGAAUCGGACAGUCCCCAGAAGUGGUCUCAGUUGGCCAGUAUUGCCACCAGUAAGAACAAAUUCGAUCUGGUCAAGGAGUGUCUGACCAAUGCGAACGACUAUGGCGGUCUGCUGCUGUUGGCCACCAGUUCGGGUGACACCGAUAUGCUACGGAAUCUGGGUGACAAUGGAGUAUCACAGGGCAAGUUUAACAUCUCCUUCCUGUCAAUGUUUCUGCUCGGCGAUUUGGAAAAGUGCUUAGAGAUUUUGAUCCAGACCAAUCGGAUACCGGAAGCCGCUUUCUUUGCCAGAACAUACCUGCCGAACAAAAUCUCGUACGUGUUGGAAAUUUGGCGAAAGGAGCUGGCCAAAAUUAACGAGAAAGCCGGCCAGAGUUUAGCCGAUCCACAUCAGUACGAGAAUCUGUUUCCCGGUUUCUACGAUUCCGUUAAAACGCAACAAUUUUUGCUGCCAGAGCGAUCAGUUCUGCUGCCUGCUGGGGAGGCAAUCAAUGUUCCACUCAACAUAGACCGUAAUCCAGUGGCAGAAAUGAAAGCAGCGGAAAGUGAGGGACGGUUCGAUUACGAUCCAAGCACCAGCACGGAAGGCAAUGCACCAGCGCCGGAAAGUGCGAGUAAACCCACUACAGCGAGCCUGUUGGAUGAACCACUAAAACCGACAACCGCGACACCAGCUGCAGCGGUUUCGAUUCCAUCGUUACCCUCGCAGCAGCAACAGCAAACGAGUAACGCCACACUGAUCAAACGGAAAAGCUCGCUGGAAGACUUCGAGUCGGAAAUCGAAGCCUUGAACCUGGACGAUAAUAUCGACACUUCGGAUGUAAAUAUAGAUGACGAUCUGCUGAGUGAUUGAGAAGCACCGUGUACCCAACAGUAAAUGGCUCCCCUUAUUCGUGGUAGUGCUAGAUGAGUAUAUCGAACUUUAAUAAAAUUGAAAACAGAAGAUUUACAAUGUAAUAAAGAAUAAAAAACACAAAAAAUAAACUGUAGUAGGUGAAGAAUGUUAUUACCGUGGUAAAUUAAGUGAUUUGCCGAUGUCUGCAGGAGGUAGUAACAUAAAAAGGAAACUUAAAGUUUAAAGUUUGUGACCACCCGAAACGAAAGAGGGCUGAUAGUCGGUAAACGAAAAGUAUUGAUAGUAACCAAGCACGGUUCCCCCCUUUCUUGACACUUACCCAACCAAUAAUACAAAACAAAACAAGAGCAUGAUCGCGUGAAUGAAAACCUUUCUCUUCGAUGUGCUGGAAAGAAUGGAUGCAUAGCAUUUACCGUAGGAAAAAAAAAUUCAACAGCACUGUUGUCAGUGGUUUCCCAUUUCCGGUAGAUUUGUUUAUCUUUGCAAAGAACACAUGCAACUACUUACAUGAAUCGCCGUCGUCAACGCAAGGUCAAUGGCCUACGGUGAUGGCGGCAGAGCCAAAUGAGCGCAACUUAGGCUCCCUGUUAGUUUCCAUUUUGUUGCAACACCGGAAAAUGUUUUCUAUGUUAUCAAUUAUUAAUCUUAUGAUGUCUUUAACAUUAUUAUUACUAUUAUUAUUGCAAUCUAUAUUUUGUCUCUUUAGUGUAUCUAUAAUGUAAGAGAAAAAACAUGGAGAAUCAAGAAGCAAAUGAAAAAUAUUAAGACAUUCGAUAUAUAACAGUAA